AUGAAAGAGGGAAAUCACUCGGAGGUGACUGAGUUCAUUCUCUCAGGACUGACAGAUCGUCCAGAGCUGCAGGUCCCCCUGUUUGUGUUGUUCCUACUGAUUUAUGUUACCAACCUGAUGGGAAAUGGGGGGAUGAUCUUGUUAAUCACAAUUGACCCGCAACUUCACACCCCCAUGUACUUUUUCCUGAGGAAUUUGUCCUUCUGUGAUCUCUGCUAUUCCUCAAUAAUUGCCCCUAAGAUGCUGCAGAAUUUCUUAGCCGAAAGGAAGAGCAUUUCUCACACUGCCUGUGCUGUGCAAUUGUAUUUCUUUGUCUGUUUCGCAGAUGUUGAGUGUCUCUUGUUGGCUGUGAUGGCGUACGACCGUUAUGUGGCCAUCUGUAACCCGCUGCUUUAUAGGGUCAGCAUGUCCAAGCGGCUUUGUAACCUGCUGGUGUCUGCAUGCUAUGCUGUGGGGUUGGUGGAUGCGCUGAUACAAACAUGUUGUAUAAUUCAGCUCUCUUUCUGCCACUCCAAUGUUAUCAAUCAUUUUUUCUGUGAUAUUCCUCCCCUUUUGGCACUAUCCUGUUCCGACACCCGCAUCAGUGAGACAUUGGUGUUCACCUUCAUUGGCUUUAUGAUAGUGAGCAGCGUGGUGAUCAUCCUCCUCUCCUAUGUCUACAUUGUCUCCAGCAUCCUACAGAUCCGCUCUGCCAAGGGCCAGCGCAAAGCCUUCUCCACCUGCACUUGUCACUUGACUGUGGUCAUCAUGUUCAAUGGCAGCCAACUCUUCAUGUACUUACGUCCCCCUUCCAGCUAUUCCAUGGACACUGACAGAAUAGCCUCUGUGUUUUACACAGUGGUGAUCCCCAUGUUGAACCCCCUCAUCUACAGCCUGAGGAACAGGGAGGUGAAGGACGCCCUGAGGAAAGCCAUGAAGAAACUCUUAAGCAAUUCAUGA
This is a messenger RNA of Pelodiscus sinensis (Chinese soft-shelled turtle), 939 nucleotides long. Its product is annotated as olfactory receptor 5AR1-like. Gene Ontology annotation, biological process: G protein-coupled receptor signaling pathway. Gene Ontology annotation, cellular component: membrane. Gene Ontology annotation, molecular function: olfactory receptor activity; G protein-coupled receptor activity. NCBI's taxonomy places the organism in Eukaryota, Metazoa, Chordata, Testudines, Trionychidae. The record is from RefSeq and is a predicted model, not a curated record.